This is a messenger RNA of Phyllopteryx taeniolatus (common seadragon), 2284 nucleotides long. RefSeq names its product ring finger protein 32 (gene rnf32). Gene Ontology annotation, molecular function: protein binding; metal ion binding. The record is from RefSeq and is a predicted model, not a curated record. The transcript is spliced from 7 exons. Lineage: Eukaryota; Metazoa; Chordata; Actinopteri; Syngnathiformes; Syngnathidae. The coding region runs from base 4 to 1065 and encodes 353 amino acids.
AGGAUGGCAACGCGGAAGGAUUCCAAACUAAGCAGCAGGUUGGUGAUCACCUCAGUGGCCCUUCAAGAUCACAUCACCAGGAACCUUCUCGAACCCGAUUUCUUGCUUUCGAACCCGCUGCUGACCUUCAAAAGCAAAGCGCACACAAUUCCCCACGCAAGAGAGAGAAGGAACCGAAGGGAUGCCCCUCAGAGACUCGAAGAAGCGCGAGAAUAUGUGCUCGAUCCCACUCCGCCACCUCUGACGUUAGCUCAGAGGAUGGGCUUGGUGGCCUCGCCCCCGGAGAGGCUGAGCGAGGACGAGUGGACUCUGGUUAAGGCAAGGUCCGUCCAGCAACGGGAAUCCGAGCAGCCUUGCGCAAUAUGCAGGGAGCCCUUCUGCCUUCAGCCUCAGGUGUUGCUGUCCUGCUCGCACGUCUUCCACAGAGCGUGUCUGCAGGCCUUCGAGAGGUUCUCCGGCAGGAAGUGCUGCCCCAUGUGCCGCCGGGAGCCGUACGAAACGCGGGUGAUCCACGACGCCGCGCGCCUCUUCCAAAACCAGUGCGCCGCCAGAAUUCAAGCGUUCUGGCGAGGCUACGUGACCCGGAAGUGGUACGGGAACAUUCGGAGAACCGUCUGCCCAAAAGACAAGCACCUCCGGCGCAAAUUCUUCGAAGCGAAGCUGCAGGAGCUGAGCGACAGCUUUGUGCGACGCUGUCACAUCGACGUCGAGGCUUUUCUCAGCGAUAUCGAUCUCUCGCUGUCAUCGAGCCGCCAAGUGUUCCGGCAGCUGGAGAGCAAAAAACAUGUCCCUGAGCCUCAGGAGGACGACUGGGAGCGCAUACAGAGUCAGGUGACUCAGCGCGGGGCCAGCGACUGCCCCAUCUGCCUGACGGCUCUGCACGGCCCGGGAGCUGCUCCGAGGUCCUCCGGCUUCAAGCUCCAUCAACGAGGGAGACGCUCAGUACUCUUGUCCUGCUCCCACCUCUUCCACCAGGUCUGCCUGGACGCCUUCGAGGCCUUCACCGCGGACCGCAUCCCCGUGUGCCCUCUCUGCAGAUCCACCUAUCACAAGAAGCUAAUCUGAAGCAGGUAGAGAAUAUCUUUUGGGUUAUUGCUGUUAGGGAAAUAAGGAUAGAACACUAAAGGAUACGAUAGAAUAGAUGUCAUUUUAUUAGCCUUGCCUAACUAGGAGGGGGGGGGAAACCCUCAAAUUUGGAAACUGUCUUUGUUAAUUUUUGUGUGUCCUGUCAAGAUUAAUUAACAUACGUGCAGUCAUACACACUAGUGCCAGGCUUAAUAUUUUACAUUUCUCUAGGUAGCAUCCUGGACCCUUAAAAUAAACUUUUGCCAGGAUAUGAUUUCAACAAGGCGGCACGGUGGACAACUGGUUAGAGCGUCUGCCUCACAGUUCUGAGGACUGGGGUUCAAUCCCCGGCCCCGCCUGUGUGGAGUUUGCAUGUUCUCCCCGUGCCUGCGUGGGUUUUCUCCGGGCACUCCGGUUUCCUCCCACAUCCCAAAAACAUGCAUGCUAGGUUAAUUGACAACUUUAAAUUGCCCGUAGGUGUGAAUGUGAGUGUGAAUGGUUGUUUGUUCCUAUGUGCCCUGCGAUUGGCUGGCAACCAGUUCAGGGUGUACCCCGCCUCCUGCCCAAUGCUAGCUCGGAUAGGCUCCAGCACACCCGCGACCCUAGUGAGGAGAAGCGACUCAUAAAAUGGAUGGAUGAUUUCAACAAUUUGGCAAGUUUUUGAGUGUGGCCAAAAGGCGAUGCAGUUGCUGGAAUAACAAUACAGAAAUUGGAUUUACCCUAAAGAGAUAAUUAUUUCCGUAAAUUGAAAUUUUUUUUAAUCCUGUAUCGGUUUGUUAAUAUCAGAGCAUUUUUUUCAAAUCAGAGUAUGAUUACAGACGAACAUUAUCAGCACCUGUAUCUGUGCAUCCCUAGUUCUAAUAUUGUGUGUCAGGUCUGGAGCAAUAUUGUGUCUUUCAGCCUGUAUUUCUAUAGUUUAGUUCUUGUGAAAUAUCAAGCUAUUCCUGUUUUACGUCAGAACACAAAGAUGACAAUCACAGGGAUAUCUUUGAAUUUUUAUUUGCAAACCCACAAACAUAAAAAAUAAACAAAACAGCCGACUGAGAAAUUGUUUUAAAAAAAUACAUUCACAAAACAAGUACCCCCUGGGGAAAACAUAGACACGCAUAAAGACUGAGCUGCAUCACUUUAAAAGUAAAUGCCCACACACCCACACAGCACAGAGAUGAAUAGAAAACCCAAGUAGGGCUGUGAUGUUUUAUUAGAGGUGCGAUGGCCU